AUGCAAUUAAAGUGUGCAGAAUACUUAAAGGAAGCUGUAAUUAUUAUAUACAUUAUUUAAGGUAACUACAAAUAAUGAAUAAGCCAGAUAUACAUAUAUGUCAAAAGCUUGCAAAUAAAUUGCUUAAUUAUUACCAUUUUAAUCCAUGUGGCAUUUGCUAUUAAAAUAAGAUUAAUUGUUUUUCUAUAUGUUGAUGUUAUAAUCAAUGUUUGGAUAGAAUAUCAAAAUGCUAUUAGAAUUAAUUAUCGAAAGAUUUGCACCUAUCACUUAGUUCCAAAUUUAAUUUCUAAAUGCUUGUUCACAAAUAUUCUAACAAGACAUCAAUUAUCUAUCAGAUGUAAUGAAAAGCCAUAUCUCAGGAAUUUAUAAGGAGUGUAUAAUCUAACUUUAGUUCUUUAUAAAGCAAAUUCCGAAGAAUGAUUCAAGCGAAGGUUAGUCAGUUGCAGAAUAAAUAACAUAAGCUUAUAAAGCUAUUUUAUCAAAUAUACAUGAUUAAAAAGUUACUUUAGAACUUUAUAACAGUUUAUAAGGAAUUGUAAAUAAAUGGCCCUUAAUACAUGAAUUGAAUCCAUUGAUUUUUCAUGAGAUUGAAGAAAUAAUAGCUACUAGAACACCUAGAACUGUUGAAGUAUAAGUUAUUGAAGAUUAUCUCGAAUGUGAAUCUCCAACAAGAUCUAAUUCAAUCCGAAAAGAAAAUUAAGUUGUAGUUGAAUUAUAGAGAUGGUUAAGUAAAAUGAAUUAUCCUAUUCCUGUAAUUUCAAAGAAAAUUGCAAGUAGUGUCAUUAAUUCUUAAAAUAUGUUUAAAUUGAAAGAUAAUAUAGAAAUCAUGUUGUCUUUUAUUUAUUGUCCUUUAAAAUAUGAACCUGCCAAUUGUGUAAUGAAAUUUGUUUAAUUUUAAGUGGUCUAGAAUAGAAAUGAAGAAAACUAUCAAUUUAAAAGAUAUUCCAAACUUAAAAGAUUGUUUUUGUCUUAAUUCUCCAGCUCAUCUUUAUCAUAUUCGUUCUAUUAGAUCAUUAUAAAGUUUAACAGAUGAUGAAAAUCAUUCAAUUAUAGCUAAAGUCAAUCCAGCUUAUUUAAAAAUUGCUUGUAUAUAAAUAUCAUUUUAUAUAAUUAGAUUCUUAUUUAUCUUAAUGCUUUAAUGAAGAUUAAUUAAAGUACUGUAACUUUAACCAUUUAACUCAAUUACUUACUUUUUAUUUAGACAAAGAAUAAGAUAUUUCAGUAUACUUUACAUUAUAUUACAAUAUACCUUAUGCAUUCCUUUAUUACAUAAAUUAUGAUUAAUCCUCUUCUUUUUUAAUUCAUCUAUUUACUUAAAUUAAUUUAAUGAUCCAUUUCCAAUCUGAACAUUAAUAAUAAUUAUAUAAUUAAGUAUGGGACUAUUUUAAAGCAGCUGACUUAUUUACUGAAUUAAUUAAUAUAUUAUUGAAUCCAAAUUCUAAAAAUGAUUUAUUGUUUAAAUGUUCUUAAGAUUUUAGAAAUAAUAAAAUGUUAGAUGUCUUCACAAUUAAUCCAGAUUUUUAACUCAAAGAAAAAGUAUAUUAAUAAAAUGACAAUAAUAAUUUUAAUUAUAUAAUUGAAGAAAAAAUUCAUUUAAAAUGGGAUAUUGAUCAAUUAAAGCAUUUUGUACACAAAAAAACAAUUAAAUAAUUAUCUUUUUUUAACAAAUCUGCAAAUAAUAUCAUACCUUUAACAAUUGAAAAACCUACUUCAAUGAUGGAUGUAAUUAGGUAAGCUAUAUAAAAUGUUGAAAUAAUUACUGAACCACAUAAAAAAAGGUAAUCCCAAAUUGGAAGAGAGAGAUUGAUUGUUCUUCGUAGUGCAUCAGUUAUGUUCGAUUUAGAUGAAUAGGAUUAGGUUAAAGAUCCUUUUGUUCCUUAUGAUUAUAAUCCUAAUCCUUUAGAAUUAAGAGUAGAUACUAAAGAGAGUAAUAAUAAGUUUGAUUAGAAAUCUUAAUCUUUUAUGAAGGAAAGUUCAAAAACUAUUUACAAGAAACAUUCAAGAAAUAUGUCAUUUUAAUUAUAUCCUUUAUCUUUAAAAGAUGUAAUUUAAGGUAAAUGGGAUUAAGAAUAAUAAUCAGUUUAAUUUUAAAUUGAAAAGUAUCAAUUUAUAUAAUUUUUAGUUUAAGUAAAGAUGAACCUUAUUGUUAUAAUUUAACCUAAUUUUUGUCAAUAUUAAUUUAACAUUUAAUUUUAUCAGAUCACAAAUUACUUUAAACUAAAAACCAUUCCAUUGAAAAAAGAGAAAAUUAUUUAGGAAUGAUUUUACUAGAUUAAAAUUCAUAAUCUAUGUUUGACAAAUUGAUUAAAGUAAUCAAAUUAUUUUAAUAUAGAUUUAUUUCUUUAAAAUUAAACUUAGUCCUUAUGUUAAAGAAAAUAGUGCUAUUUUAUGUGGAAAAUUAGUAAAUUUUCUAAUCAAACAAAAACCUUAAUAUGUUAAUUUCCAAGAUAAUGGUUAAAUUUAUAUUGAUUAUUUAUGUAAAAUAAUCAUAAAUUCAUUAUCUUGGAAGACAUCUAAUACUACAAAAAUAGAUCUAGAUGUGAGUAAAAUUUUACUUUGUGAAACUCUGUGCUUAUUGAUAGAAAAUGGAAUCGAAAGAGGCUAAACCAAUUUAUUAAAUAGAAUUACUGCUACUACAUGGAGUUGUCUAAUUGAAAUAUGUAGGUAAUGUCUAUCAACAAGACCAAAUUAAAUAUUUUAGGGUCUUUUUCUAAGAAUAUUAAAAUUAAAUAUGGAAUUUGGAUCAGACUUUAAUAUUCACACGAUCUUUAUGAAAUUAAAUUUAUUAAGCAUUCUUAAAUAGCUCUCAGAACUUACUUAAUAGAAUGGAGUUCCUAAUAAAAGAUUUAGCUAUCUAAAUGAAUUCAUAAAGUCUCUUUGCUCUCUCUUAUAGUAUUAUAUUAAUAAAAAUCCUUCCAAAGAAUGCUUUAAAAUAAUAUAAAACCUCGAUUCAUGGAAAUUGUUAAAGCAUUAAUAUAGAAUACAUUCUCAUUACCAUGCUAGCAGUUUCUAUAGUGUAGAUUCAAGAAUUGUAAACAAUUCAACUCCAGCAACAAGUUAAAGCUUAGCUAAAAUCAGAAUUCGAAAAUCUACUAAUUCAAAAGCUUAAAAAGAUUGA
Paramecium pentaurelia is the source of this 3118-nucleotide messenger RNA. The record is from the annotation of a GenBank genome assembly. NCBI's taxonomy places the organism in Eukaryota, Ciliophora, Oligohymenophorea, Peniculida, Parameciidae.